Messenger RNA from Populus euphratica (Euphrates poplar), 1284 nucleotides. Its product is annotated as Heavy metal transport/detoxification superfamily protein. The record is from RefSeq and is a predicted model, not a curated record. Gene Ontology annotation, molecular function: metal ion binding. The coding region runs from base 317 to 1264 and encodes 315 amino acids. Lineage: Eukaryota; Viridiplantae; Streptophyta; Magnoliopsida; Malpighiales; Salicaceae. The transcript has 4 exons.
UUGAAGAAAAUUAACCACAAAAAUAGGUUGAGACUGACUAAAAUAUUAUGAAGUACAGUUGCGAUUAGGUUUAAAGAAUGGAGAGCAAGCAAGUGGCUGUAUCUCGUCAAUGGCGUCUUCAUCGUGCCUCUUUGUCUCUUGCUUUACAAGUAAUUAAGAAUAAAACUAAUUAGGUGCUUACUCUUCCUCUAAACCACCACACUUCUCCUCCCUCUCUCGUGGUCAAAUAUAAACGCCCACUAAUUGGACGUACGUUUUCCUUCUUGUCAAAUGUCAAGGUUUCUGUUGAACUACCCAGCAAAUCUCACCAACGUGCAUGCUUCUAGUUAAAUUCAUUAAUCUCUUCCUGUUUUAUUUUACACCGAUAAUCAAUUCGCUCAAUAGCCAUCAUUGCCGGCACCGAGUGCAUGUGAUAACAGCUAGCAAUAAGAUCAAGAACAUGGCCGCAGCUGCCAAAGUUGAGACGGAGAAAAAAGUAGCUGAGAAAGAAGUGAUCACCGCUGUCUACAAAGUUAAUCUGCACUGCCAACAAUGUGCACGGGAUAUCAAGAAGCCUCUUCUGUCCACCCAAGGGGUUCACAGCGUGGAGGCUGAUGCUGAGAAGUCUGAAAUCAAGGUUAAAGGGGUGAUUGACGUGAUAAAAAUACACAAACUACUACAGAAAUUGAGCAAGAAAAAGGUUGAGUUGGUUUCACCAUUAGUUAAGGUCACAGAAUCUGUAACGGAGAAGAAGGAAGUGAAGGUUGAAGCCAAACCAGCUCCAAAAUUAAGCACCCAUUCUAUGAAGGUUCACUUGCACUGUGAUAAAUGUGAGAAAGAUCUGCGCGAUAAGUUACUGAAGCACAGAAGUAUUUACAGCGUGAAGACGGACAUGAAAGCACAAACUAUAACAGUUGACGGAACAAUGGAGGGUGAUAAACUAGUAGCUUACAUGCGAAAGAAGGUGCACAAAAAUGCAGAGAUUAUACUCCCAAAAUCUGAGAAAAUGGAGGAAAAGAAAGAAAAGCCAAAAGUCGAAGCUAAACCCAAAGAAGGAAAGGCUGAAAUGGUGGAAUUCAAGGCAGAGAAGAAAGAAGAAAAGGCUGAAAUGGUGGAAUUCAAGGCAGAGAAGAAAGUGGAGGUAAAGAAUACAGAGGGAAUUGCGCCUUAUGUUAUUAACUAUGUCUAUGCUCCUCAGUUCUAUAGAGGUGAAAAUCCACUUGACUAUGUCUAUGCUCCUCAGUUAUUCAGUGAUGAAAACCCACAUGCUUGUUUUAUAAUGUAGAAGAUUCACAAAUUAAUUUU